AUGCUGGAUGAAGCUUGUCAUGAUUCUCCAUUUGAUGAGGACAUAGUUGCAAUAGAUGGAGAAGGAGAUCCUAUACUUAUAGAUGCAAAGGCAGCCCUAGCAAGAGGUGCAAGUAUCAAACCGGCAAUAGAAAUGGCAUUUAUUGACAAAGAUGAAGCUUAUGAUUAUUAUAAUAAGUAUGCAAAAUUGGUAGGGUUUGGUAUAAGAAAGGAAAGGACCAUAUGGAGACAUGGUGGAAGAAUUAGUCGGAUUUUAGAAUGUUGUAGGCAAGGUUUUCGUAGUGAGAUGUAUGAUGGAAGUGAAAUUGCUCACCCCAACUCAAAAUGUGGAUGUCAGGCAAAGACCUGCAUUAAGAAGGAUGACAAAAAUAGAUGGGUUAUUGCGAAGGUUGUAAAAGAACAUAAUCAUAUUCUCACAACGUCCAACAAGACUAGAUUCAUUCACUCUCAUCGAAAGAUACUAAACACAUUGAAAAAGAUGAUUGACACAUUGUAG
Molecule: messenger RNA, 495 nt
Organism: Amborella trichopoda
Lineage: Eukaryota; Viridiplantae; Streptophyta; Magnoliopsida; Amborellales; Amborellaceae
Source: RefSeq, a predicted model, not a curated record